AUGGCGGAGAUGGUCAACACGGAUCCGGAAGGGAUCGAUGGAGUUCGUAUGACCUGGAAUCUCUGGCCUCGCACUAAAGUCGAGGCUAGCAAGUGCGUGAUCCCACUCGCCGCCUCCAUCUCUCCGAUCCGCCGUCACCCCGACAUCCCUUCUCUCCCUUAUGCUCCUCUCAGAUGCAAGACCUGCCACGCUGCUCUCAACGCCUUCUGCCAGGUCGAUUUCACCGCCAAGAGCUGGAACUGCCCUUUCUGCUUGCAUCGGAGUCCUUUCCCGCCUCACUACCAUAUGAUCUCCGAGAUCAACCUCCCUGGCGAGCUUUACCCUCAGUACACCACUGUCGAAUACACGCUCCCGCCGACCCCCGGUCAGUUCGAUCCGAGAACCGGCGCUGCUCCAACUCAACCCCCUCCGCCGGUGUUUGUGUUUGUUCUCGAUACGUGUAUGAUCGAGGAAGAAUUGGGAUUCGCCAAAUCGGCGCUCAAACAGGCGAUCGGAUUGCUUCCGGAAAAUGCUUUGGUGGGAUUCGUUUCGUUUGGUACUCAGGCUCAUGUGCAUGAAUUGGGCUUCUCAGAGAUGUCUAAAGUUUUUGUCUUUAAGGGGAACAAAGAAGUCUCAAAGGAUCAAGUUUUGGAUCAAUUGGGACUUGGGACUUCCUCAAGGAGAGCUCCCACUUCUGGGUUUCCCAAAGGAGCGCAAAACGGAUUCCAGAGUUCCGGCGUGAACAGGUUCCUGUUGCCUGCCUCCGAGUGCGAAUACACACUAGAUUUGCUUUUGGAUGAGAUGCAAACAGAUCAGUGGCCUGUUCAGCCAGGUCACCGUCCUCAACGAUGCACAGGUGUGGCAUUGAGUGUAGCUGCAGGACUGCUUGGAGCUUGUUUGCCUGGAACUGGGGCUAGAAUCGUAGCUUUGGUUGGAGGCCCAUGUACAGAGGGCCCUGGAACGAUUAUCUCAAAGGAAUUAUCAGAUCCUGUUCGCUCCCACAAAGAUCUUGAUAAAGAUGCUGCCCCUUAUUAUAAAAAGGCUGUCAAGUUUUAUGAAAAUAUUGCAAAACAGCUGGUCGCUCAGGGGCAUGUGUUAGACCUUUUUGCCUCUGCACUUGACCAGGUUGGGGUUGCUGAAAUGAAAGUUGCAGUUGAAAGUACCGGUGGCCUUGUUGUUCUCUCUGAAAGUUUUGGCCAUUCCGUAUUCAAAGAUUCCUUCAAGCGGGUGUUUGAAGAUGGCGAGCAGUCACUUGGCCUCUGCUUUAAUGGUACGCUUGAUAUCAUUUGCUCAAAAGACAUCAAAAUCCAAGGGGCUAUUGGGCCUUGCUCAUCAUUAGAAAAGAAAGGUCCCAGUGUUGCCGACACAGUCAUUGGAGAGGGGAAUACUAGUGCUUGGAAGUUAUGUGGCCUCGACAAGAGUACUUGCUUGACUGUAUUCUUUGAUUUAUCCUCAACCGGGUCAAAUGCCCCUGGAGGUGUAAAUGCUCAGUUUUAUUUGCAGUUUCUCACAAGUUACCAAAAUCCUGAAGGUCAAACAUUGCUCCGAGUUACAACUGUAACUAGGCAGUGGGUGGAUAGUGCUGUGAGCACACAGGAACUUGUGGAAGGUUUUGAUCAAGAAACUGCUGCUGUGGUCACGGCAAGAUUAGCUUCCUUAAAAAUGGAAACAGAGGAGGGAUUUGAUGCCACUCGGUGGAUAGAUCGGACUCUCAUUCGUCUGUGUUCGAAAUUUGGCGACUAUAGAAAGGAUGAACCGUCCUCGUUUACGCUGAAUCCUUAUUUUUCAUUGUUCCCUCAAUUUAUGUUUAACCUGCGGCGAUCACAGUUUGUUCAGGUCUUUAACAACAGUCCAGAUGAAACCGCAUACUUCCGCAUGUUGCUAAACCGGGAGAGUAUUUCAAAUGCAACCGUCAUGAUCCAACCAUCGCUGACAUCAUAUUCAUUCAAUACGCCACCUCAGCCAGCUCUGCUGGAUGUGGCUUCCAUUGCAUCCGACAAAAUUCUUCUCUUAGAUGCAUAUUUUAGUGUUGUAGUCUUCCAUGGAAUGACUAUCGCACAAUGGCGAACCGCCGGUUAUCAUCAUCAGCCUGAACACGAGGCCUUUGCUCAGCUAUUGCAAGCUCCACAAGAGGAUUCCCAGAUGUUAGUUCGGGAGCGUUUCCCAGUGCCGAGACUAGUUGUGUGUGAUCAACAUGGAUCGCAGGCAAGGUUUUUAUUGGCAAAGCUGAAUCCAUCAGCGACUUAUAACAAUGCAAACGAGAUGGCUAUUGGGGCGGACGUUAUCUUCACUGACGACGUGAGCCUGCAAGUCUUCUUUGAGCAUCUUCAGAAACUGGCAGUGCAAUCAUGA
Messenger RNA from Microthlaspi erraticum, 2331 nucleotides. NCBI's taxonomy places the organism in Eukaryota, Viridiplantae, Streptophyta, Magnoliopsida, Brassicales, Brassicaceae. The record is from the annotation of a GenBank genome assembly.